Molecule: messenger RNA, 1227 nt
Organism: Colletotrichum costaricense
Lineage: Eukaryota; Fungi; Ascomycota; Sordariomycetes; Glomerellales; Glomerellaceae
Product: protein phosphatase 1 regulatory subunit SDS22
Exons: 3
Coding region: 1-1227 (408 amino acids)
Molecular function (GO): protein binding
Source: RefSeq, a predicted model, not a curated record
AUGCCCGGCUCUGUAGAUCCCACCACCCCGACAGAACCCUCGUCGCCGAGGCACUCCCCGCGCAUCGAGCUCCCAGAAGAAGACGCCAGCGCCUCCCCGCGGACAGACGGUCAGACCAGCCCAGGCCUCAGGAACAGCAAAGGAUGGGACGGCAAGCUCAGGGUUCAGCGUACCGCCGUCCUCGCCAACCCAGAGGUCCUCUCCGAUCCGGAAUCCGAUGACGAGAACGUCCUUCCGGGCGAAGAACUACCCGCUGACGAAGGCAAGUCUUCCUUACCUGGCGCGCUCUUCCUGCGCUGGGCUACAAGCGCGAGGCGAGGCGAGGCGUAUCUACUCGACGGCGAAGACCCAGAAACAGACGAACUCAUCGUCUCUCACGCCCGCGUCUCCUCCAUACCCGCCCUCCGCCUCGAACGCUUCCAAAAGGUGGUCCGCCUCUGCCUCCGCCAGAACUCGAUCCAGUCCAUCGACGGCCUCGCCGCCCUCGCGCCCACCCUCGAGGACCUCGACUUUUACGACAACCUCAUCUCCCACAUCCGCGGCCUCGACGACCUCGUCAACCUCACCUCCCUCGACCUGAGCUUCAACAAGAUCAAGCACAUCAAGCGCGUCAACCACCUGACCAAGCUCAAGGAGCUAUUCCUCGUCGCCAACAAGAUCUCCACAAUCGAAAACCUCGAAGGGCUCGAUGACCUCACCUCGCUCGAGCUCGGCUCUAACCGCAUCCGCGUCCUUCAGAACCUCGACUCCCUGAAGAAACUCGAGGAGCUCUGGGUCGCCAAGAACAAAAUCACCGAGCUCACGGGGCUAGGCGGACUCUCUAACCUGCGCCUCCUCAGCAUCCAAUCCAACCGCAUUCGCGACCUGGCGCCCUUGGCUGAGGUGCCCGGCCUUGAGGAACUCUACAUCUCUCACAACGCCCUCACAUCCCUCGCCGGUAUCGAAAAGAGCGAGAAGCUGCGCGUACUCGACAUCUCCAACAACGCCGUUGCGAGCAUUAAGGGCCUCGCACCACUCAAGAACCUCGAGGAGCUCUGGGCCAGCUAUAAUCAGAUUGGCGACUUCAACGAGGUCGAGAAGGAGCUCAAGGACAAGGAACACCUCACGACGGUCUACUUUGAGGGCAACCCGCUACAGCUUAGAGGACCCGCGGUGUAUCGCAACAAAGUCCGUCUGGCGUUGCCCCAACUAUCCCAGAUCGACGCAACCUUUGUCAAAACAUCAUGA